Molecule: messenger RNA, 2334 nt
Organism: Scedosporium apiospermum
Lineage: Eukaryota; Fungi; Ascomycota; Sordariomycetes; Microascales; Microascaceae
Exons: 2
Coding region: 1-2334 (777 amino acids)
Molecular function (GO): oxidoreductase activity, acting on the CH-OH group of donors, NAD or NADP as acceptor
Source: RefSeq, a predicted model, not a curated record
AUGACUACGGCCUCCGUCCUUGAAGGAACCGUCAGAGCCACUCAAUUUGUCGGUAACAUCGCCUUGAGCCCAGCUCUUACAGCAUCUGCACUUGUACUGCUCGCCUUCGCCCCCCCGCACAUAGUUUCUCGAGUCACCGGAUUCAAGUUCAUCCAGAAAUAUGUGGGAAUCUCUGGCCUCAAGAUAGCACUUCGAGUUCUUCUCGGGCUCGGACUCGUGCGAGCUUUGAACAGAUUGCAGAACAUUCGCGCCAGCAAUAACUGGAGGCUUUUGGGUCAUGGCGGAUGGAACUGGACCGAGGAGAUUGCUGUCGUCACAGGUGGUUGCAAUGGAAUUGGCAAGGCCACCGUUCUCGGGCUUGUCCGGAAGGGCGUCAGAGUUGCCAUCCUUGACGUGGCAGAUCUACCGGCGGACCUCGCGCGGUUGGAUACGGUCUUCUACUGGAAAUGCGAUAUCACAUCACCACAUGCCGUCAAUGAAGCGGCCGACAAAAUUCGAGAGAACCUUGGUCAUCCAUCCAUACUUAUCAACAACGCCGGCAUCACCAACAAGUCCACCAUUCUCGACUCGGCGCCAGAGAAAGUAGCAAAGGUUUUUGGCGUUAAUAUUCUUUCGCACUGGUACACUGUCAAAGCGUUCCUACCGACAAUGAUCCUCCGGAAUAAGGGACACAUCGUCACCGUCGCCAGCGUGGCGUCAUUCGUCGCUUUGCCCACCGAAGUCGAGUAUUCCGCGUCAAAAUCGGCGGCAUUAACUUUUCACGAGGGGCUCUCCUGCGAAGUCAAGAACGUUUACAAAGCACCAGGCGUGAUGACGACUGUGGUUCAUCCCAUACUUCAGCAGAAGAACUGUUCGUUCAGCCGACGCGGCCAGCGCAUGGGCCGCCCGCCGAGAAUGAGAAAGCUUCCUUACGGGUCUUGCGAAAUCAUCAACUUUGAUGAUGACAGUGGGGAAGAUCCCAAGCAAACGACCAAUUCUCCAGCGUCAUCGGAUUUGAGCUGUCCUUCUCCCUCCUACGACACCGAGAGCGAGAGCCUCGAAUCCACGGACCUCGAUCCUUGUAGACCCGUCGCAUACUCGUCAGGUUUACCCUAUUCUUCUUUAGCCGAUCUAUUCAGCUUUAUCGAGGCCAUCUACGACCUCCCCAUUGCCCUACCACACAACCUAGACCGCUCAUCAUCGGCCAGCCCCCACAAUCCUGUUCACGACAUUUUAUCAAAUCCAGAGCUAUUUUACAAGUUUCACAGCGACUUUGUGAUUGGACCCACCUUCUCCGACCCUUUCCGCCAAGCCAUCAUGAUCGUACUUAACCGCUCAGAGGGCGUCGUCUUAGACGCAUACUCAACAGUCACGUCUCUGUGGGAUGCGGGGAACAACAAAAUCAAAGCCUUUGACGAGAUGGAUUUGGGCCAAGGUUCUCGAUGCCUCAAGAAGUUGCAAACCCCAACUAUUGCCCAUCCCGAAGACGCUGCCGCUGUUAUAAUGCUGGGACAGAUCUUGGUAGUUUAUCAUAUCGCUGUCCUGGGCACGUCUUCGCACGCAAUCGUGAGACGAUCAUUACUCCUAGCGAAAGAUUGGUAUCCGUGGUUGCUCAACGAAUCCGCCCUACACCCCAUUACAAUUACACCCAUUCUUGUCGACACGGUGGAGUCUCUCGUCAAGAGAGAGAUCCCUGUUGUGCGAGCCCCACCUGACCCCGACUGCUCUAUUGUCGACAGGUCAGCAGGGCUCUGCGUCGGCCUCUUACAUCUCCAAUACGAAGUGUGCAGAAUCGGCCACCUAGCCAAGACUUCGACGGUUGCCGCAGAAAGCGGCGCCGUGGAACCCACCUCUACCAACCGCUAUGUCGGCAUGUACGGAGAAGAGCUGGAAGCCGUCAGGACGCAGGUCCUCAACUGGGAGCCCAGGCCCCCGAAAACCUUCUUUACAAGGUACACCCAACAUGAGGUGUCAGCCAUGAUGAUGCAAGCGCGGGUCUAUCGCCUAGCGACCUUGCUGAUCAUCCAUCGCCUUCGGUAUCCUCUUGGGGUCGAGGAUGAGCCUGCCGAGCGAUUGGCCAUGGCUAUUGCUGCUGAGCUGGAAUGUUUUGUGCAAUGGGUUCCUGAUGAUAUGAAAGGAGUAUCGAUCGGGUUUCCGCUGCUGGUCGCCAUGUUAGAAAUAGAUCAUAUCAGCGAAGACGCCAUCCGCUACGUGUCGCCACUCACCGCGCAGCCGACGUACGUCGAACAACUGAGGGCUUUUGUCCGACUAACCAGAGCAGCGCGGGACAUGGGGUUUUGUGGUUUGUGGUUUUGCUUAGUAGAGAAGGGGCUUUCGAUACCUGUGUUAGCUUAG